This is a messenger RNA of Lactuca saligna, 609 nucleotides long. The record is from the annotation of a GenBank genome assembly. NCBI's taxonomy places the organism in Eukaryota, Viridiplantae, Streptophyta, Magnoliopsida, Asterales, Asteraceae.
AUGCUUCCCCAAUUAAGACGUGUUACAUCUAUGGAGCUUGGUUGUGAUCCAAAAGGCUAUUCACAUGCUGGAAAUAACACCACAGUUUGGUAUUUUGCUGUUCUUAUUGGAAGACAAAACACAGACUCCCUAAAAUGUGUUAAGGUCCAAGAGAUACUAUCAGCUGGUGAAAAUGUAAAUCAAAUUGACCAACACCAAGCUGCCAUGUCAGCAUUGAAGGAAAAAAGACUCACAUUUGCUUGGGUGGAUAGUGAAGCACAAAAGAUGACAUCUAUGGACCGAAUGGCAGGUGCAAACAUUCCAUCUUUGGCUGCUAUGGAGCAGACUCGAAUGCUAGCACACACUUUAGCUCAGAACACCAAUCCAAAGUUUCAGGAUGCUGCAAAUAUAAAAGUGGCAGGAAUAAAUAUGAACAACAAGAGCAGCCGGUCACAUAGUGUUUUCACCUGUUGGUUCUCAAAGAUUACAAACACCAAUUUCCUUCAAACAACAGAAGAUCUAGAGUUUAAAUGGGUGAUUGAAGGUGAUGGAUGUAAACUUGAUUCAGGAACUCUCAGUCUACCAACAUUAGACUUUAAUUGGGUGAUUGAAGGUGAUUUUGGUUCUUGA